Daldinia caldariorum is the source of this 1730-nucleotide messenger RNA. Its product is annotated as cytochrome c/c1 heme-lyase. Gene Ontology annotation, biological process: cytochrome c-heme linkage. The transcript has 3 exons. Bases 276 to 1298 code for a protein of 340 amino acids. Lineage: Eukaryota; Fungi; Ascomycota; Sordariomycetes; Xylariales; Hypoxylaceae. Gene Ontology annotation, molecular function: holocytochrome-c synthase activity. The record is from RefSeq and is a predicted model, not a curated record. Gene Ontology annotation, cellular component: mitochondrion.
ACUUACUCAGCCUUAUACAUACAUAAUUGCAAGGCCGACGCGGCAAAUAAAAAAAAAGUUACAAAGUUAAAGAAGAUACGGAUAAGCCCCUCAGCGCAAACAAUUUCGAUUUAAUUUUUAGCAUUCAAUUUUUCGAUCGCAUACAGUUUCACCUCCCCUUUACAAUAUCCUAUAACAUCAUCCUCUUUUCUACUAACUACCUUUGUUAUAUAUAUAUUAGGUACCUAUGUUAUAUAUUUUUAAUUAAUUAACUAUUAGAAAACUAAACCACAAGUAUGGGUUGGUUUUGGGCAGACGGUCCUGAGGCCAAAGCCCAAUCGCGGUCUUUAUCGCAUCGCUCCUUUGGACCUCAAGAUGGAGGACGAACGCCUCCUCCGGGUUGUCCGAUGCAUAAACACCAGAAGUCAGCCGAUGCAUUAACUCCUCCCCCAGCUGCUUGCCCAGUAAAGCAUACACCCAAUGCUACACCCAAUGCUGUCGAACCUCCCUCGGCAUGUCCUAUACCCCACGAUGCCAGGAAAAACUGGCAAGAACAGCGCGACUCACAAUCGACGUUUUCGAAGUUAAAUCCCCUUAACUACAUGUUCCGCGACCUCUCGCAAGCACCUGCGCCCAACCAAACGCAAGCUCUCCCUACUUCUCGCGAGCCUUCGACGAUUCCCAGAGGCGAUGGGGAUGGCAAUUGGGAAUACCCGUCUCCUCAGCAGAUGUAUAACGCUCUUCUGCGCAAGGGAUACACAGACACCGAUGUUACCGCCGUGGAAAGCAUGGUGAGCGUGCACAAUUUCUUGAACGAGGGUGCGUGGGCCGAAAUUAUGGACUGGGAGAAGCGAUUCGCGGGUGGUUUAUAUAAGGGAUGGCGCCUGUGUAGUCGUGGCGAGCACAACUUUGAAAACAUGGCCAAGAAGUACGGAUACGAAAAGGAAAUCGAGAAUCUGAGCCCGAGCCUUGUCCGAUUCCAAGGGCGACCAAAGGACAUGACACCAAAGGCUACCAUGUUCCAGGUCAUGGGCUGGAUUUACCCUGCAGCGUUUGGUACCGAACCACCCUUCGAUCGACACGACUGGUACGUAUCCCGAGAUGUGGACGGUCAGCGGAAAGAAGUCCGUUACGUUAUCGACUACUACUCCGGGCCACCCGAGCCUACGGGAGAACCGGUCUUCUUCCUCGACGUUCGACCUGCUAUGACACCGACCGGAGCAGCUGAGAGGGCAUUGAGAUGGGGUUGCGACGUAUGGUGGAAGGCGAUAGGAGGCGACACUCGCGAGGAAGAAAAGUUGAAGAAGAUGAGAGGAUGACGUGGCUGCAUUCAGUUAGGUACUUGACCUAAGUGAAGACUACGACUAUAAUUGAUGUCGAUUUGGGCACGGAGUUUUUUUUGGGUUUACCUUUCGGGAUGUACUAUAAGGGGAACUGAAGGCUCGACGAUUCUUACGGCACCUGGCGAGGCAUCAUGAUUCCACAGAUUCACGAAGUAUUUUGUUUUUCUUCUGUAUUACCAUAGUUCGUAACCUCUACCAUCCCCCUCUUCGGCUAACGAACGGUAGAAGUAAUAGAUUAUGCGUCUACCUCAGGCGAUAGACAAACUCCACCAAAUGAAUUAGUUGACUGUAUACCCGUUUUCGAUUGAUAUAGCUGGAAGUUUAUAGAAUUAAAAGUAGCCCGGAAAAUGGCAAAAUCUCCUGACUAUUCUCUUUUAGUAAUGCCGUCAUGUUGCCAAAACGUCGCCG